CGUGGUUACAGAACAAAAACUUUGGGAAAAAGCUGUCUGGUUUUAAUGAGAUCAUGACUUCGUGUUAUUUCAUUAAACGCUACAUUUGAGUAGUAGAUGGGCAGGUAAUUGUGUGAUAGACUGAAAGCCUGGAGUAUCACAGAAAGAAAAGAGAAAACAAUACUAAAUACGAAAUAAUCUAAAUAGUACUGCAACAACAACAACAAGUUGGCCUGCUGUAAGCAAGGUCCAUUUGUUUUAGUUGUCAUGCUGAAGAUGAAAAUCUGUGGAAGUCGCUGAGACUUGAUUUAUGUGACUGCUUUAUUUUUCGGGAAGAAUGUCUUGUCCAGAAGGUUACGUGGUUGGGCAGGUUGCAAACCUUCUGUCAAGGAGUGAUGUUUUCAAAUCAAGUGUUAAGACAGUGAGCAGAGAAAAGGCAGAGAGAAAGAAAAGAAAGUUGGAGUCCUUGUUUACAGUGUCACAGAGCUAUGGUGUAAAAAGGAGUGCCGAACAACCUGGAACAAGGUCAGAGAGAGGCUACAGCCCUCCCUCGGGGGUGGUGCAUGAGUCUGUCCAUGCUGAGAAAGUGCAUCAGACUACAACAACUCCACAAAACGAAAAAAAGAGAAAAUCCCCAGCUGACUCGAGUCUUUCAAAAGAGAUGGAGAGAUUAGGCCCUCUGAAGCGAAUGAGACGUAAUCGUCGUGACAGGACAAACGAUGAGAGAACUGUGUUUGUAGGAAACCUGCCCACUACAGUUACACAAAAGGCCCUGAAAGGACUGUUCAAAACAUUUGGUGAAAUAGAAACGGUUCGCAUUCGCUGUGCUCCAAGAGCAGACUUGAAGAUACCCAAAAAGUUAGCCAUAAUUAAGAAGGAGUUCCAUCCCGAUCGCCAUAAUCUGGCCGCUUUUGUUGUGUUUAAGAAGUGUGAGGAUGCCCAGAAGGCUACAGCAUUGAAUGGUGACUUGUACACAGAAGGUUUUCAUAUGAGGGUUGAUCUGGCCAGUAAGGACAAACAGCAUGACCAUCAAAGAUCUGUUUUUGUAGGAAAUCUUCCAUUCGAUGUUGUAGAGGCAGAUGUCUGGCAGCACUUCCAGGAAUACGGGGAGGUUGAGAAUGUACGCCUGGUGAGAGACCGUAACACCAGCAUUGGCAAGGGCUUCGGCUAUGUCCUUUUUAAGGACAAAUCAUCGGUUUCUUUGACACUCAAAUUCGGGAAACACCAAUUUAAAGGGAGGGAACUGAGAGUUCAGCAAUCAACUGCACAUCCUGUGGAGACCAAUGGUGGCAAAGGAAAGUCUGAUGACCUCAGCACAGCCCAGAAACACAGGACAAGGCCCAAGUUUAAGGCCAGCAACAUUACAUCUCAUUCAUUUCAAGGGGAUAAAGCCUUCAAAAAGUCCUUCAAGAAAGGUCAUUCACGCAAAGGACAGAGACCUGCGUCUGUGGGAGAUGUUGGUGGGAGCAAGAAGACAUCAAAGGGGUUUAGUGAGACACAAGGGACCAAAUCCACAGGACAAAAACGUGUGAACAGAGCCGUUGAACUGAAAGGACAAGCAAAGAAAAGCACUUCAAAGAAAGGACUCCCAAAGAAAGGAAAUCACAAAUUUCACAAAGCAAGAUAAAUAACUUUAAGACUUGUUACAACUCUGCUUGAUAAUUGGGAAAGUGUUUAAAUACAUGUAUUACAGUAGUAAAGGUCUUCAAUGAAUCGGGUUGCUGAUCGUUAAUUCAAGAAGUAAAUGAGUUGUGCGAGAGCAGGCGGAAUUCCAUGCAUGUUCACCAAGUCACAGUAUAUUCUACUGUGCGUGUAGGUGAAAUUCAACGACUGUUUCUCUUGUCACAUUAUUCUGUGCUCUGAGUGUAGGUGAAAUCCCAGGCCUGUUUAUCCUGUCACAGCAGACUGUGCUGUGAGUGUAGGUGAAAUCCCAUGCCUAUCCUGUCACAGUAUACUGUGCUGUGAGUGUAGGUGAAAUCCCAGUAUACUGUGCCGUGAGUGUAGUUGAAAUCCCAGGCCUGUUUAUCCUGUCACAGUAUAUUCUGCUGUGAGUGUAGGUGAAGUCUCAGGUCUGUUUAUCCUGUCACAGUAUAGUGUGCUGUGAGUAUAGGUAAAAUCCCAGGCCUGUUUAUCCUGACACAGUACAUUCUGCUGUGAGUGUAGGUGAAAUCCCAGGCCUGUUUACCCUGUCACAGUAUACUGUGCUGUGAUUGUAGGUGAUACAACUUUUUGCUCUGUCACAAUAUGCUAGGCUUUAAGAGUAGGUGAAAUUCCAUGCCUGUUCACCCAGUUGCAGUACAUGGUGACACCAGACAGUACACCCUGCCCUGACAAAGUGCAUAGCUGACAGACCAGUACAGUGACACCAGACAUGACACUCCAUGUAUAGUAUACGGCUAAUAGACCAGCACAUGUUCACCAUGACGCAGUAACAGAGUACAGUCAAUGGACAUCACACCCCAAGCAAUGACUUCAGAUGUAGUUGCAAAAAUAAAUACCAAUGUAUAUGGA
This is a messenger RNA of Liolophura sinensis, 2490 nucleotides long. RefSeq names its product RNA-binding protein 34-like. Lineage: Eukaryota; Metazoa; Mollusca; Polyplacophora; Chitonida; Chitonidae. Gene Ontology annotation, biological process: maturation of LSU-rRNA from tricistronic rRNA transcript (SSU-rRNA, 5.8S rRNA, LSU-rRNA). Gene Ontology annotation, cellular component: nucleolus. Gene Ontology annotation, molecular function: rRNA binding. The transcript is spliced from 12 exons. The coding region runs from base 317 to 1606 and encodes 429 amino acids. The record is from RefSeq and is a predicted model, not a curated record.